CGGCGGCGGCGCAGGAUGGAGCUGCCCGUGGACUCGUACCUGGCCGUGCCGCUGCUCUUCACCGUGCUGGCCCUCGUCCUCGCCUCCGUCUUCCUGAGGCUGCGGGGAGGCGGCGGCGAGCGGGCGGCGGAGCGGCCCCGGGGGCCCGCGGCGGAGCCGGCUCGGGAGGGCGGCCCCGGCGGCGAAGCGGCGGCAGCGGGGCCGGAGGACGAGGGGAGCCGGGUGCCGGUGGAGGAGGUCGGAGUGGGCGGCGAGGGGAAGGAAGCGGUCACCGAGCAGCGGGAGGCGGCGGAGGAGCCGGGCCCCGCGGCCGAGCCCAGCCCCGCGGCGGCCGAGAGCAUCCCCAGGCAAACCCCGGAGGAGCCCCGGCAAAGCCCCGAGGAGCCCCGGCAAAGCCCCGAGGAGCCCCGGCCGCAUCCCAAGGAGCCGCCCGCGGAGCCCCGGCAGCCCCCGGAGGAGCCCCGGCAGCCCGGCCACCGGGAGGAUGCGGAGAGCAAGAUCCCACCGCUGGGUGCCUCGCCUGGAUCCGGCCUCGGGCACGCAGGACAAGCAGAGGACACACGGGGCCACGAAGCACUUUCCAGCCAUGCAGAGGAGGAAGAGGUGGACUCAGAAAACGAGAAGCUGGUGGUGAGAGAGCCAGAGGAUGAGGAUGCUGCAGAAGAGACAUUUUCUUUUAAAUACAGUCCUGGGAAGCUAAGGGGAAACCAGUACAAGUCAAUGAUGUCCAAAGAAGAACUAGAGGAAGAACAAAGGGUUCAGAGAGAGCAGCUGGCUGCCAUCUUCAGACUGAUGAAGGAAAAAAGUGACACCUUUGGAGAGAUGUCAGAAGGGGACAUGAAGGAGCAGCUCAGACUGUACGAUAUCUAACCCUGCAGCCAGGGGAGGUUGUGCCCAAAAGCCAUCUUGGCCCUUGUUCUGCAGGACACUGGAGGCUGUAGUGCUUUAAAAAUGUCUCAGUAGUUAUUUUGCAGUUCCAGAUUGUUUUGCAAACACAUAUAGGCCUGUGAUAUGUAUUUCAAAAGACUUGUAAUUCCUCAGUCUUUUAAUAAUUUUUCUUUGCAGAGCUAUCAUCUCAUACAGUGAUUUUUUACCUCUUUCUGGCUGGGUCAUAUGUCUCAGUCCUACAAAGCAGUUAAACUCACAACUUCUUUUCUGGCCAUGCUUUAUGCAAAUGAACUUUCAAGCCUAAUCUUUCUCAGUUUGAUAUCUGAAGAAAACCAAAGAUGAUAGGUGUAAAAUGGAUUAAAAUAAUAGAAUAACUCAGGUUGAAGGGUCCUGUAGUCCAACCUCCUGCUAAAAGUCGUGAGACCAAGGUGGUUUACUUAGGGCUUUAUCCUGUUGGGUCUUGAAAAGCUCCAAAGAUGGAGACUGCCUCCCUGUCUUGGCAGGGAGGCUUCCAGCCCUACAGUUAGAAAACAAACAUCAAAAGCAAGGCAUCAGUGCUCUGAUCAGGGCGUGCUGCCCCUCGUCUCCCUGGAAGGAACACUUCAUCCUCCCUCAGGCUGGCUUUGAAACCAACCCAAGCUGGUUCUGGCUGACCUCACUGAGAUCAUCCUCACGCCUGAGGAAGCAGCUCCAACCUGGAAACACAAACAUCUCCUGACACUGUGCAAGGAGCACAGAAAGGCUGCUGGGUUUAUCACAAGGAUGGUUGUGCCCACCUCAGAUCCUGCUCUUCUCAUACAUAAUUAUGUGGGAAACUACAAUCUUAGGAAAUCUCUGUGAUUUUAUCAAGAUUUUGAAUAGUCUUGAGAAGCCCUUGGUGGUUUGAAUAGAGUAAAUCAAUGAGCAUUCCUAAUUAUA
Melospiza melodia melodia is the source of this 1806-nucleotide messenger RNA. It is a transcript of the gene MXRA7, whose product is annotated as matrix remodeling associated 7. The record is from RefSeq and is a predicted model, not a curated record. The transcript has 5 exons. The coding region runs from base 16 to 870 and encodes 284 amino acids. Lineage: Eukaryota; Metazoa; Chordata; Aves; Passeriformes; Passerellidae.